AUGGAGAUAGACUCUUACAACGAGCGCAAAGCUUUCGACGAGACCAAGGCAGGCGUCAAAGGUCUCGUCGAUGCUCACAUCACUGAGGUUCCUCCUAUCUUCCGUCUCCCUCAAGGUACCUUAUCUAACAAGAAACCCUCUGUGUCUACCUCCGCAAUCCCUAUCAUCGACUUUGCAGACGUAGACGUGUCACGUGAAGGCAUCGUUGAGAAGGUGAAAGACGCAGCUGAGAAGUGGGGAUUUUUCCAGGUGAUCAAUCAUGGUAUUCCUUUAAGCGUUCUUGAAGAGAUCCAAGGUGGAGUUCGUAGGUUUCAUGAGCAAGAUCUCCAAGUUAAGAAAUCUUACUUCACGCGUGACCUCUCCAAGACGUUUCUCUACAAUAGUAACUUUGAUCUGUUCAAUUCUUCUUCUCUGUGUGUUAACUGGAGAGACACUUUCGUUUGUUGCAUGGCUCCUGAUCCUCCAAACCCUGAAGUGAUACCAUUGGCUUGCAGGGAUGCUAUGAUCGAGUACUCGAAGCAUGUGAUGAGCUUAGGUGGUUUGCUUUUCGAACUUCUCUCAGAAGCUCUUGGUUUACACUCGGAGAUGCUAAAGAGCAUGGAUUGCAUGAAGGGUUUGAAUAUGGUCGGGCAUUAUUACCCUCCUUGUCCACAACCCGACCUAACUUUUGGCACAAGUAAGCAUUCCGACAGCUCGUUCAUCACUAUUCUUCUUCAGGACCAAAUCGGUGGUCUUCAAGUCCUUCAUCAAGACAGUUGGGUCGAUGUCUCACCUAUCCCUGGAGCGCUCGUCAUCAACAUAGGGGAUUUCCUACAGCUUGUAACGAAUGAUAAGUUCAUAAGCGUGGAGCAUAGAGUGCUUGCAAACAUAGCUGGGCCGAGGAUUUCUGUCGCGGGCUUUUUCAGCACAAAUAUGCUUCCGAAUUCAACGGUGUAUGGACCAAUCAAAGAGCUUCUAUCUGAAGAAAACCCUCCAAAAUACAAAGACUUCACUUUAGAAGAAUACACAAAGGGAUAUUUUGAUAAAGGCCUGGAUGGAACAUCGCAUCUGUCCAAGUUCAAGAUGUGAGGAACACUUAAAAGAGUAAAGUCUUUUGUUUGAGUUAAUAUUUGUGCAUUUGUUGAGUCAGUCCUUGUCUUAUUUUCCAUUCCCGUCUCUUCUUAGCUACUCUAUAACUAAACUACUACCAAAAAUAAGUAGAUAAUUUUGUGUGUCAGCAUUUAUGAAUUCCCACCCUUAAGUAUAUGGUGACAGCUUUGUGUUGGAUCUACAGAAAUAAAAUCAUUGCGUGUGUAUCAGAAUAAAAGUUGUUAUUUCGAUGUUAGGGCUUCAUAAAU
This is a messenger RNA of Eruca vesicaria subsp. sativa (arugula), 1337 nucleotides long. The record is from the annotation of a GenBank genome assembly. NCBI's taxonomy places the organism in Eukaryota, Viridiplantae, Streptophyta, Magnoliopsida, Brassicales, Brassicaceae.